Messenger RNA from Oncorhynchus kisutch (coho salmon), 725 nucleotides. Its product is annotated as sodium channel subunit beta-1-like. Gene Ontology annotation, biological process: regulation of sodium ion transmembrane transporter activity; cardiac muscle cell action potential involved in contraction; sodium ion transport. Gene Ontology annotation, cellular component: voltage-gated sodium channel complex. The coding region runs from base 135 to 725 and encodes 196 amino acids. The transcript has 3 exons. Lineage: Eukaryota; Metazoa; Chordata; Actinopteri; Salmoniformes; Salmonidae. Gene Ontology annotation, molecular function: sodium channel inhibitor activity; transmembrane transporter binding. The record is from RefSeq and is a predicted model, not a curated record.
GGAGUGCACUCCCACUGGGCAUGGACGUCAAUUCAACGUCUAUGCCACGUUGGGUCAACGUCAUUUCAAUGAAAUGACGUGGAAACAACGUUGAUUCACCCAGUGUGCCCAGUGGGCUGUAAAGCCAAAUAUCUAUGGCUAACUGUAUGUUUGUUGUACUUUCUCUCGCCUCAGCGUCUCUAUGCCAUGGAGCCUGUGUGGAGGUGGACUCUGACACUGACGCAGUGGUCAGCGAAGGCUUUAAGCUGGGCUGUAUCUCCUGUAAGAUGAGAGGCGAGGUGCCCGCCGAGGCCACUGUUGAAUGGUCCUUCAUGCCCAAAGGGGAGAGCGAGUUCACAAAAAUCUACAGCUACGAGGAUCUAAUGAGCGACAUCCCGGACGAGCGCUUCUACGAGCGUCUGGACUGGAACGGCAGCAAGAAGACCAAGGACCUGCAGGACGGCUCCAUCUACAUCCUGAACGUGACGUGGAACGACACGGGCACCUACCGCUGCAUCUUCAACCGCACCCUCACCUUCACCUCCUACGGGUUCCACACUGACGUCACCAAGAUCGUCCACCUCAACGUGGUGCCAAGACUGACCAGGGGGAUAGCGUCCAUCUUGUCCGAGGUGAUGAUGUAUGUCACCAUCGUUGGGCUGCAGGUAUGGCUGGUGGUGGAGAUGAUUUACUGCUACAGGAAGAUAUCAGCGCAAGGCGAGGAAGCAUUGAGAGAGAGCGCGUAA